Messenger RNA from Ixodes scapularis (black-legged tick), 1825 nucleotides. Its product is annotated as E3 ubiquitin-protein ligase Siah1. Gene Ontology annotation, molecular function: ubiquitin protein ligase activity; zinc ion binding; ubiquitin conjugating enzyme binding. Bases 223 to 1104 code for a protein of 293 amino acids. NCBI's taxonomy places the organism in Eukaryota, Metazoa, Arthropoda, Arachnida, Ixodida, Ixodidae. Gene Ontology annotation, biological process: proteasome-mediated ubiquitin-dependent protein catabolic process; multicellular organism development. The record is from RefSeq and is a predicted model, not a curated record. Gene Ontology annotation, cellular component: cytoplasm. The transcript is spliced from 5 exons.
GUUUUUCUUCUUUUUUUUUUUCUUCUUUUCCCUUUUUUGUCGUCUGUUGGUUUUGCGCCAUUGCAGAUUGCAGUAGCCGAGAUGGGUUUAGACCGUGACCGUAUUUUCUCUUGUGUAGCCUUAUCCUGAGAGCUCCGAGCACGUGAUAGCAAUAUGAACGUGAAAAUGCACGCGCAGCUUUGUCUCGUGGAACCUUGCCAGCGGUAGUGUGCUGCGCCCACGAUGAAUCGACCGCCGCCCAAGGUCAAGUCGGACCCGGGGUACCCGACCCGUGCCGCGGCGGAUGCGGCGGCGCACCAGGCCAGGGCGCAGUUCCCGGGCAACUCCCCGACGCCGGCAUCCAACUCGACCUCGGCGCUGGCCAGCCUCUUCGAGUGCCCUGUCUGUUUCGACUACGUGCUGCCGCCCAUCCUGCAGUGCCAGAACGGCCACCUCGUCUGCUCCUCGUGCCGCCAGAAGCUGACCUGCUGCCCGACCUGCCGCGGGCCCAUAGGCAACAUCCGCAACCUGGCAAUGGAGAAGGUGGCCAACUCGGUCUUCUUCCCGUGCAAGUACUCGUCCACGGGUUGCCCCGCCCUGCUGUCCCACUCGGAGAAGCCCGAGCACGAGGAGACCUGCGAGUUCAGGCCCUACGUAUGUCCAUGCCCUGGGGCUUCCUGCAAGUGGCAGGGAUCCUUGGACCAAGUGAUGGCUCACCUGGUUCACUCCCACAAGUCCAUCACCACCCUGCAGGGGGAGGACAUAGUGUUCCUGGCCACGGACAUCAACCUGCCGGGGGCCGUGGACUGGGUCAUGAUGCAGUCGUGCUUCGGCCACCACUUUAUGCUGGUGCUGGAGAAGCAGGAGAAGUACGACGGGCACCAGCAGUUCUUCGCCGUGGUGCAGCUCAUCGGCUCGCGCAAGCAGGCCGACAACUUCAUCUACCGCCUGGAGCUGAACGGCCUCAAGCGUCGCCUCACCUGGGAGGCCACUCCCCGCAGCAUCCACGAGGGCGUUCAGGCGGCCAUCAUGAGCAGCGACUGCCUCGUCUUCGACACCAGCAUCGCCCAGCUGUUUGCCGACAGCGGCAACCUCGGCAUCAACGUCACCAUCUCUCUCUCGUAAGCGCGCGUCCACGCCGCCGCAGUGCCCGAGACGUGUCUCGGACCGGCGUGUGUACCGCCGUCGAAAGUGAUCCCUUGAUUUGAACCCGACGACGACGUGCCGUCGCCGGCCGCAAUCUUGGCGGUGCCAAGAGUGGAUGUGGCAGACGUCCGUUCUGCCUCCACAUUGACCGUUUACGGAGGCCACGGCAGCCAGGAGUUGGGACGCCGCGACGACAGCGGCUUGUGCUUUCACUGGAACUUCUACGACCGACUGCCGGGAUCUCGACGUCCGACGACGCGACACCCUGGCUUUUGGGAGAUCAUUUGCUGCCACUUGGGGACAGCUUUUGAGGUACAAACGAGACGGGACGCUAAACGCGCCGGUCGGAGGUGCGUUGCGGGUACCGUGGCGCCGCCGCGAUCGAUCCGUGGACGCUCUACGCGAGAAUUCAACAACACCGACCACCGGGGAACAUUGCAACCACCGUGCGGAACGUGGACGUUUUUAUUGGGACGUGCGUGUUCGGUGACGCGCCACGGCGCACGACGCCCUUCUUGACACCGGCACGGCAAUGCACGGGCGUCGGUCGACGUUCCGGCACUCCUCGCCCCCGCGGGAACUACAGCGCGCUGCUUCGUAUUCACGGCCUCACCGCAACUUACUCUCGUUUGCCGAGACACUGCAUUUGUACAUAUGUUGCAUAGUGAGGAAAAUAAACAACUUUUUUUUUUAGUACUGA